Messenger RNA from Exophiala xenobiotica, 525 nucleotides. RefSeq names its product D-tyrosyl-tRNA(Tyr) deacylase. Lineage: Eukaryota; Fungi; Ascomycota; Eurotiomycetes; Chaetothyriales; Herpotrichiellaceae. The coding region runs from base 1 to 525 and encodes 174 amino acids. The transcript has a single exon. Gene Ontology annotation, cellular component: cytoplasm. Gene Ontology annotation, molecular function: D-tyrosyl-tRNA(Tyr) deacylase activity. Gene Ontology annotation, biological process: tRNA metabolic process. The record is from RefSeq and is a predicted model, not a curated record.
AUGAAGGCAGUACUGCAACGAGUGCUCUCAAGCUCAGUCACUGUCAAUGACCAGGUCGUAUCAGCCAUUGGCAAAGGAAUCUUGGUACUGGCGGCGAUCGGGCCCCACGAUUCCAAAAAGGAUGUUGAGUCGAUGGCGUCAAAGAUCCUCAAAAUGAAGUUAUGGCCUGAUGAAAAUGGUGCCAACUGGAAAAAGAGCGUCCAGGACAUUGAAGGCGAAGUCCUAUGCGUGUCUCAAUUCACCCUGUUCGCAUCCACCAAGAAGGGGAACAAGCCAGAUUUCCACGGUGCAGCUAAGCCCGAAGUUGCGCAGGAGUUGUAUAACUACUUCGUGGCUCGGGUCCGUGGUCAGUAUCAAGCUGAAAGAGUCAAGGAUGGAGUGUUCCAAGCAAUGAUGCAAGUCAGCCUUGUCAAUGAUGGACCGGUAACGCUUGAGAUUGACACAAGCCCGGCAAAAAAGGAAUCAGCGACAAGCACCAAAGAACCGACACCCGCAUCGACACCUGCGUCAGAGCCUUCCAGUUGA